UGGUAUUUUAUGAAAUGAUUUUCAAUAGAUGAAUAUUGAUUCGGAGUAAAUGAACAACCUUUAACAUCCAUCCCUGAGAUGCUUUUAGCUGGAUGUGCCCUGCAGGCUUUUGCAGCUUUGCAGUUAUUUACAGGAAAGGUGCAGCAGACAGGUGGUGUGUGAUUAGGAAGAAGCCGAUCUCCUCGGUGCACACAGCUGAUGGUGGUGCACACCUCGACAGUAUAGUGCUGCCAAUAAACUGAGAAGCCCGGUACAGUGUGGGUGAACGAGGGGUAAGGCUCCACACUGCCCCCCCUCCAGGCAUCAAUCCGUCUAGGAAAAGACUGCCCACUGCUGUGUUUGAUGGUGACAACAUGUACAUGAAUGACAAUAACCAAGAGUUUCGGUCACCAAACCAGAGCUAUUCCAGUCAGGGCAGAGGCAACAGCGGCGGCGGCGGAGGAGGAGGAGGAGGAGCAGGGGACGAAGACUACGAGAUCCCCCCUAUCACACCCCCGAACCACGCUGACCCUUCCCUGCUCCAUCUCAUGGAGCAUGAGUCAGGUUACCCCUUCCACUCCCUGCCUCACAAUGGCUUGCUCAACACCUACUCCUACCCCGAGCUGCCCGCCCUCAUGAUGUCCAACAUGCUGGGUCAGGACACUCACCUCCUCUCUGGGCCUAUGCACUCGAUAAGCAGCGAGAAGCGACCCUCAGCGGAUAUGAUGAAGCCCAAACCCAAACCUCAAAAGAAAAAGAAGAAGAAGGAUCCCAACGAGCCCCAGAAACCCGUAUCAGCGUACGCGCUCUUCUUCAGAGACACCCAGGCGGCCAUCAAGGGCCAAAACCCCAACGCCACCUUCGGGGAUGUGUCCAAGAUCGUGGCCUCCAUGUGGGACAGCCUAGGAGAGGAACAGAAGCAGGGGUACAAGAGGAAAACCGAGGCGGCUAAGAAAGAGUACCUAAAAGCCUUGGCUGCGUACCGAGCCAGUCUGGUUUCCAAGACGUACAAUGACCCCGAACCAAAAAGUGCCCAGCAGACCAGCCAGCCCUCCCACCUGCUGCCCCCGAAGCAGCCCCUGUACAGCGUGCCCCCUCAGCCCUCCUCACCCUACCUGGGCCCGCCGGGCUCCUUCCCCCUGUCGGACCUGCAGAGCUACGGCGGUCCGCCCCGCCACAGCCUGGCCCCGGCCCUCAGCCAGUCCCAGAUGCUCCCGCCCAGCAUGAGUGCCUCUCCCCCAGCACCCUUCCAGAUCAGCCCACCUCUGCACCCGCACGCUCAGCUCUCCCUGCACCAGAGCUCCCUGCUCAACCAGCCAAUCCGCAUGCAGCAGUCGCAGCCAAUCAUCUCACACCAAAUGGGGCUCCAGGCGCCUCUGCAUUCCCCUCCUCUCAGCCAACAGGGAUUCUCCCACAUUCAGGCUGAUUACCAGAACAGCGUCGGGGGCUCACAGUCUCCAGGAGCCCCCAAUCCAGUGCACGGCCAGAACCCCGACUGGGAUAGUGAGUACUGCAACAGGGACUGUGGACCCAGCCAUUGCGGCAGUGGCAUGGGAGCUCGGGACAAGCCUCUCUACCUCACUUGAAAUUGAAAGACCUCCAAAUGUCAGACUCCAGGGAGCUUUCUAACAUAACAACAACAUCAUCGAUGUAUCUGCUUCUACACCAUUUUUGUUUUUCUUUUUUUUUCUUUUUUUUCUGCUGGAUUUCGAAAAUCCCAAAGACUGCUACAGUAACUUCACCUAUUUGCCAAGCACUUAGAUCGGCCAGAAGCCUGAGGCACUUCUCUUGCUUUUUUUUUUUUUUUCCUUAUCAGUGAACUUUCCAUUUUUUUGAGGGGGCAGUGAGCUUUAAGCUCAUGCCAACAUACUGGAAUUGAAGACCAAAAAAAUGUCUUCUCAAUUUGUUUUGAUUUUUUUUUUUUUUUUUAGAGAUGAUUUUCUCUCCUCUUCACUCCAUUACUCUGUGUUUGCCAUGGACUGCCCUUAUUGGGGAGAUGAAAUGCUCGACGCAUACUCAGUGUAGGAGUCUUGGGUAGAAAAUCUAAUGCAGGAAACUAGAAAAUAGUCACCUCAUGAGGGGUGGAUGUACUUCGGGAUAGACUGAAACACCCCCAUUGAGCGAAAAACAACAUUUUAAUGAAGGUAUAGUCACAAAACACAUAAGACAUUUGUAAAUCAUCCUUGCCCUUAGUAAAGGACUCCCUCAUUUCCUUUAUUUAUCACAGAGUGAUUGUAAAUAUCACCAAAAUGGAUCCCUCUUAUGUGUGUAUUUAGCUGCAGUCCCUUGCUUUUUUUAAACAUCCUUUUUUGUUUGGUUAUGUGAUUUCUGUGCAGGCGGAUUCAGUGAGGGAAUACACACACUAAAACUUGUGUUGAAACUGUGUUCACUGGUCUUGUAUCUCUCCCAAAUAAGAGGGGAAAUGCAAAGACUGAAAAAUGCUCAAUUUUUUCCUCCUCAGCUGGCGGAGCUCUGAUAGAGAGUGUCACUCUCUCCACAUGGCCUCAGGACAUUACAGAACUGUAGGGGUCAAAGAUUGAAACCUCUCCUUUUAGCUCCUCUCGCUCUCGGUCGCUAAGGACCACCUGUAACCCCGCCCACCAUCCCUUAGUCCCAACACCACUUGUACAGGUGAAUAAAAAAAGUUGCUAAAUGUGAAAUGUUACUAAAGAAAAAAACAUAACAGUGGGUUUUAAAAGUUUUUGACUAGUUUUAUUAGGUGUUUUAGAAUUGUGUUGAACUCAUCUUUAUCUUUUUUUGUGAUAAAAAAAAAAAAAAUUCUUAAGAUAUUUUGUUGGGUUUUUUUUUUUCUUUCUUUUUUUUUUUCACUGUCGCAGGAUUUACGUUUCAGAGGAACGGUCAUGGGGGUAGAUAUUUUAAUUUUGUGUAUAAAACCUGCCAAACGUACUUCUUUAAUUUGUAAAGCCAGUGAUGAGAGAACCCAUUUUUUUUUUGUUUUUGUUGAAUAUCAUAUGUUUUACAAUAUGGUCAUUCUAUUUAAUUUGGUUGCAGGUUUUACAUUUAUUUAUGAAUGAUAUGAAGUAACAUUUUGGCUCAUUUUUCAUCAUUAUUAUUAUUAUUAUUAUUAUUAUUAUUAUUAUUAUUAUAAAUAUUAAUGAUCAAACAACAUGAUUAUUAGAAUAAUAAAUAUUUUUUCAGAAAUUGUCGUUGGUGCAUCACUGAUGUUCCAACAUUAGAUUCAUUUUUGUGUCACAAAAUUCUUCUUUUUGUUUUCUUUUGUCUGUAAUAAAAUGUUUAAAGUGGAAA
Stegastes partitus (bicolor damselfish) is the source of this 3246-nucleotide messenger RNA. Its product is annotated as TOX high mobility group box family member 2-like. Gene Ontology annotation, molecular function: chromatin DNA binding. The transcript is spliced from 9 exons. Gene Ontology annotation, cellular component: nucleus. Gene Ontology annotation, biological process: regulation of transcription by RNA polymerase II. The record is from RefSeq and is a predicted model, not a curated record. NCBI's taxonomy places the organism in Eukaryota, Metazoa, Chordata, Actinopteri, Pomacentridae. The coding region runs from base 354 to 1565 and encodes 403 amino acids.